UUAUUUAUUUGCCUUUCUUUUUUCAAUAUUCUCCCAUUUUUUUCUUCUUCUUCUUCUUCGCUGUACUUAGCCGUUGCUCCAAAAAGCAGAGGAAAAGAAAAACUCCUCUGUUUUCUCAGCAAUGGCGUCUCUUUUUCUUCUUCAUCUUCUUCCUCAAUUUUUGUUGUGGGUUACCGUGGUUCUGCUAAUCUCACCAGCCCAAUCCCUCACCUGCUCCACCCAGAAGUUUACGAACAACAAGCUUUAUUCUGAAUGUUUGGACCUUCCCUCUCUCGGUUCCUACCUCCAUUGGACCUAUGAUUCCUCCAAUUCCUCACUCUCCAUCGCCUUCGUCGCUCCUCCAGCAAAAUCCGACGGCUGGAUUUCGUGGGCUAUUAAUCCGACGGGCAAGGGCAUGGCUGGAUCCCAAUCUCUAAUCGCCUUCAAGCAAUCGGACGGUUCCAUGAUUGUUAAGAAAUACGAUAUCCAGUCUUACAGCUCCCUCGUCGAAGGGAAGCUCUCGUUCGAUGUUUGGGACACCUCCGCCGAGUACUCCGGUGGCGUUAUGAGGAUCUUUGCGACGGUAAAGGUACCGGCGAACGCUUCGUCGUUGAAUCAUGUAUGGCAGGUGGGUCCCUCCGUCGAUUCUGGGAGACCAACCGCACAUUUGUUUCAGGCUUCCAAUCUCAACGCCAAAGGAAGUUUAAGCUUGAAUGGGUCUCAGAUUAGCACAGGCACCGCCACGGUAGAUUCCAGGACCAAGAAGAGGAAUAUUCACGGCAUAUUAAACGCUGUAAGCUGGGGAAUAUUAUUCCCACUCGGAGUUAUCAUAGCCAGGUACCUGAGAACUUUUGAGUCUGCGGAUCCGGCAUGGUUUUAUCUUCAUGCUUUAUGCCAAACAUCUUCUUACGCCAUUGGAGUAGCUGGCUGGGCCACUGGGCUCAAGCUUGGGAGUGAGUCAAAGGGGGUUACAUAUACUGACCAUCGUAAUAUUGGGAUUGCCCUUUUCAGCCUUGCAACUCUUCAGAUUUUUGCUCUGUUCAUAAGACCAAAGAAGGACCACAAAUUUCGAUUCUACUGGAACAUAUACCACCACGGUCUUGGUUACGCCAUCAUCAUUCUUGGCCUCGUAAACGUGUUUAAAGGUAUUGACAUACUGAGUCCUGCUCAGAAGUGGAAAUCUGCAUACAUUAUCUGCAUUGCUGCUUUGGGUGGACUUGCUUUGUUAUUGGAGGCUAUUACUUGGGUUGUUGUCUUGAGAAAGAAGUCAAGAAGGUCCACUAAACCCUACGAUGGAUACAACAAUGGUCAAGGCACUCAAAGACCUGUUGGUUUCUGAUACAUAAUGGUAGAUACCAGUGAAGGGUUUUGGCCACGACAACACAAACACUCAUUGUUGAGUUUGUAAUAUUCUUGUCUCCUCACCUUGUUCGUGGUUUCAUGCCUUGUUAAUCUAUGUCAGCUGAACACUUCUCUCCUGUAUAAUUAAUUGGCUUGAUUUCAUUUAGAUAUUAUAUACACAUCCGGAUUGUCGACUUUGUUUUAUUCUCUCAUUAUUGUUAGGUUAAAGAUGAGAUGAGAGUACUCCCAUUUUUUUUUGUUUCCUCAGUCUAUAUAUUUUCUUAUAAUAAUUUUUGUAUUUAUGAUUUUA
Messenger RNA from Humulus lupulus (European hop), 1630 nucleotides. RefSeq names its product cytochrome b561 and DOMON domain-containing protein At4g12980-like. The coding region runs from base 122 to 1318 and encodes 398 amino acids. NCBI's taxonomy places the organism in Eukaryota, Viridiplantae, Streptophyta, Magnoliopsida, Rosales, Cannabaceae. The record is from RefSeq and is a predicted model, not a curated record. The transcript is spliced from 3 exons.